Molecule: messenger RNA, 1028 nt
Organism: Cynocephalus volans (Philippine flying lemur)
Lineage: Eukaryota; Metazoa; Chordata; Mammalia; Dermoptera; Cynocephalidae
Gene: GNMT
Product: glycine N-methyltransferase
Exons: 6
Coding region: 34-921 (295 amino acids)
Biological process (GO): S-adenosylmethionine metabolic process; protein homotetramerization; one-carbon metabolic process
Cellular component (GO): cytosol
Molecular function (GO): identical protein binding; glycine binding; S-adenosyl-L-methionine binding
Source: RefSeq, a predicted model, not a curated record
CGCCGGUGGCUACGGGGCCAGGAGCGGCGCAGGAUGGUGGACAGUGUGUAUCGGACCCGCUCCCUGGGGGUGGCGGCCGAAGGGCUCCCGGACCAGUACGCCGACGGGGAGGCGGCGCGCGUGUGGCAGCUCUACAUCGGGGACACCCGCAGCCGCACGUCCGAGUACAAGGCCUGGCUGCUCGGGCUGCUGCGCCAGCAUGGCUGCCGGCGGGUACUCGACGUAGCCUGUGGCACCGGGGUGGACUCCAUCAUGCUGGUGGAAGAGGGCUUCAGCGUGAUGAGCGUGGAUGCCAGUGACAAGAUGCUGAAGUAUGCGCUUAAAGAGCGCUGGAAGCGGCGGCACGAGCCUGCCUUUGACAAAUGGGUCAUUGAAGAAGCCAACUGGAUGACCCUGGACAAAGAUGUGCCUCAGUCAGCAAGGGGUAACUUUGAUGCCGUCAUCUGCCUUGGAAACAGUUUCGCCCACUUGCCAGAUUGCAAAGGGGACCAGAGUGAGCACCGGCUGGCGCUGAAGAACAUUGCUAGCAUGGUGCGGUCAGGGGGCCUGCUGGUCAUCGAUCAUCGCAACUAUGACCACAUCCUCAGCACAGGCCGUGCACCCCCAGGGAAGAACAUCUACUAUAAGAGUGACUUGACCAAGGAUGUCACGACAUCAGUGCUGACAGUGAACAACAAAGCCCACAUGGUGACCCUGGACUACACAGUGCAGGUGCCGGGGGCUGGCCAGGAUGGUUCUCCUGGCUUGAGUAAGUUCCGGCUCUCCUACUACCCACACUGUCUGGCGCCUUUCACGGAGUUGCUCCAAGCAGCCUUUGGGGGCAAGUGCCAGCACAGCAUCCUGGGCGACUUCAAGCCUUACCAGCCAGGCCAAGCCUACAUUCCCUGCUACUUCAUCCACGUGCUCAAGAAGACUGACUGAGUGUGGCCUCAACUCCCAUACCCUCUGCCCAGAUGCUGCCAGGCUCUGUCUGGGGAGGUGGGGACAGGCAAACAGAAGGGUUAACAAUAUAGUUGGUGCCUUUUUCA